Molecule: messenger RNA, 2025 nt
Organism: Paramormyrops kingsleyae
Lineage: Eukaryota; Metazoa; Chordata; Actinopteri; Osteoglossiformes; Mormyridae
Source: RefSeq, a predicted model, not a curated record
AUCUUCCGAUGGCCUGGGAAAAGCAAGCAGGAAAACAUUAUUACCAUAUAAAUUUCUGCCUUAGGGUUCAUGUUAGUGUGAGGCGCCUAAUGCUCCAUUUGGACAUAAUAACUGAAAAACUGAGUUGGAGUUGGGGUGGAAAUACUGGACCAAGGAGGACAAAAAUUGUUGAGCAGUUAAAUCAGUUAUUGCAAACCUUUUUAGCACUUAAUGAAAUUAAUGAAAAAUAUGCUGCUAUGUGACUCACUGGAGUCAUUUGCUGAAGUGAUAGGCCCCUGGACCACUACAGGAUGAGGUUGUGAUAAGGCCGAACACCCAGCUACCUGAAACUUCAAAGCCUUCAUGUCAGCUUGGAGCACCUGCAUUUCACUCUCCGCCUGUGCCACUAUGGCUUUGACCCUAGCAGGCUUUACUGUGGACUUCAGCUUAUGACAGGCAGCCUCAUAUCCCUCUUCCAUGCAGAUUUCAUUUAAAAGUUGUAAGAAAUUAGUUGUCUACCAUCAGACGUGCUUGCUUCACCCAGUUAUCGAGCGAUUCCUCCCCGGGUGGUGUGGGGAGAACUCCUGAGAAGGACCUGCCAAGGAUAAUGACGUGAAUCGCAUCAUUCAUGCUGCAUCCAAGAUGCCUACGUGAAAAAAGGACAAAGGCUUUAAAUUGUAUGUGUCCAGCUACAUACACAACUAUGAAGAUUGUCCUAAGGGAUUCAACUCCUGUGGAGUUACAGGAGUGCCAGUGUACCUGUGUGGCUGGUACAUCCUUGUGCAGUCACGUGGCAGCUCUUCUUUUUCAGACUGCCCACUAUUCCCAACUGAGGCUCACAUCAGUUCCCCCAGUGUUCAGCUGCACAGAGACUGAACAAAAGUGGCAUAAACCAAGGACUAUGGGUAUUAAACCUGGUCCAGUAAACAAGAUGGUUAUCCUGUCAGCCAGACCAAGAGAAAGAAGACUGGUAGAAGGAAUCAGAAGCAACUUGUAUAAUGGUGUUAGCUCAUCUCUGCCGGAAAUAUCAACACUUAAAGUUCAUGACGUGUACCAUGACCUUCCUGCUGAUAAAGCUCCCAUGAUCACAACAAUGGCUGUUUCCAGUGAUGUACCUCUGGUUGACUCCAUGUUCGGAGAGGUGCAAGAGGGAAGUGUGCUGUCUUAUCAGAUGCCAACAAAGACUGUCCCAAGGACCCGUCCACACACAGACGCCCCUUCUCCCCCACAGCUGCCACUCUCCGAUUACAGCUUGGGACCCUCUACAUGUGCAUUUGUCUGCUCUGAACAUCAGCACCAUCACAUGGCAUCCCUUGAGACAUCUUUGGAGAAAAUUGAACACAGCACACGAGAACAAAGUUCUUAUGCUGAAUGGCAGCAACUAAGGAGGUGCCGCAUCACCUCUUCCAAAUUCCAAGAGAUCUGUCACACCGGGGGGGGAAGCUCUGCUGAAAACCUCGCCAAAAGGCUUCUGAGACCUUGCCAUCAGACUGCUAACAUGCGGCGGGGGCUUGACAUGGAGCCACUAUCCAUGUGGAUUUCUGAUACACCCUGAUGCACCAUGGAUGGGUUCAUCACCUGAUGGGAUUGUGUACGAUCCUGAGGGGCAGCCAGUGUUUGGCCUAUUGGAGAUCAAAUGCCCAAAUGUAACAAGCUAUGUGGACUGCCCUUACAUUCAGAUCAGGGAGGGUACACAGACACUGAGGCGAUCUCAUCCUUAUUACUGGCAGAUCCAGGGCCAGAUGUUAAUUUCAGGGUGUGACUGGUGUGACUUUGUUAUUUACACAAAAGAUGACAUGUUUAUUCAGAGAAUUCCCCGUGACAUGGAAGUCAUUGAAACCAUUAAAGAAAAAAUUGACCGUUUCUUUUUUUAUUUUUACCUCAAUGCCUUCUUGGAUACAGUAAUUAGUGAGUUCAUGGCAAUGUAAAUGUAUUUGUAACAGUGUUGAAUAUAAUAAAAUGUGAGUAAAAUGUUGCUGCAUUGUGUUUGUUUAUGCAAAAUGACUGUAACAGAUGACUUGGAUUUAAGCAUUUAGGUGUUUUGUA